AGUCGGAGUCGCUCUCCUCCCUCCCCGAGGUGGGGGUCGCCGGGGUGCCAGUGGGUCCUCAGACGCGUUCCCGUCACACGCCUCCACGCAUUUGCGCGCGUAUCUAUCGCCCGCAGCCGCGCAGGCGCGGUCCCAUCUCCACUUCCGCCUCCGGUCGCUUCCGCCCUCUACGGGGGCCGCCAGAGGAGGGUAUGCUACACACCUCAAGAUGUGGGUCUCUGGCCUUUGGCCAGGAAUAAGCCCCCAAGCUUCCCUGUUUUUAGAAGCCACUGUCUGAAGCAAGAUCCCUCCUGGUCACUCUUCUCUCCAACCUUUCUUGACAAUGUCUACCCUGAUUCUCAACUUGGACUUUGGGGACUGUCCUCCCCCAAAGAAGGCAACUGAGGGAAACCACAAGCACCAGCGUUUCAUCCAGCGACAACGGCGGUUACAGAGGAACUUUAAGCAGAAACAGAUGCAGGUCCCUGCCAGGCCUUCAGGAUCAGGGCAUUCUAAACUCCAAAAUAAGGGGGGGGCCCUUAGCACAAAUAAUAAACAGAAACUCCAUCCCCUCCUGCAACCUAUAGGGGAGACACCCAGUCAGAAAAAUGGAAUUGAGAAGCCCUUGAGUAGGAAAGUAUCAACAGUGUCUUGGUUGACACCUGCUCCUUCACGGAAGACCAGUUCAGUAUCUGUGGCAUCUAAAGUAGAUCUCCUGUCAGAGUUCCAGAGUGGCCUCCGCCCUCUCCCACCUGCCCGAACCCUCCCACCUGCAUCAGAGAAGAGUUGCAACAAGAAAAUGGUAGCUCUUGAUUGUGAGAUGGUGGGCACAGGGCCUAAAGGCCAUACCAGUUCUUUGGCCCGAUGUAGCAUUGUAAGUUACAAUGGUGACGUGUUAUAUGAUGAAUACAUUCGUCCUCCCUGCAAAAUUGUGGACUACCGGACCAAGUGGAGCGGUAUCAAAAAGGAGCACAUGGUUAAUGCCACCCCUUUCAAGGCAGCCCGGAAAGAGAUCUUGAAAAUACUCCUUGGCAAGAUUGUAGUGGGCCAUGCCAUCCACAAUGACUUCAAAGCCCUCCAUUACUUUCACCCCAAGCCCCUUACCCGAGACACUUCCAGAAUCCCUAUCCUUAAUUCCCGGGCUGGCUUCCCUGAGAAUGAGUCAAUCUCUUUGAAGCGUCUGACCAAGCAGCUGCUCCAUCAGGACAUUCAGGUAGGGAAGAGCGGGCAUUCCUCAGUUGAAGAUGCCAAGGCAACCAUGGACCUCUACAAGUUGGUGGAAGUUGAGUGGGAGCAGCAGCUGGCCCGAUCUCCUCCCUCUCAGGAAUAGGGGAAGUGGGGUUGUGAGACUGGUAGUCAUUGCAGAGAGAAGGCAUCAAACUGAGGGUAAACAGCUACCCCAGGGGGAGCAGACUAUCCAACAGCCCAAAACUUAGGCUGGAGCUGUUGGGAAAUGAGUCUAACCCAGACCGAAUCUCUCCAACCAUAGACCAUUGAAAUUUUUACCACAGGUAUUGUGUCCUACUUGUCUAGAGUGUUUCCCCUCUCAGUCCCAGUGAAGGGGUGUGGGGUAAGGGGAAGCUCCCUACGUUGAAAGCCAGCCCCUUGCUACCCACCCCUUAGCAUUGGUGUUUUAGGCUGGUCACCAGUCCCAGCAUUCUUUGCUUUAGCCAGGCAGCUUGGCUAACAGAACAAUGCUGGGAUGUGUAGUUUCCCCAAUCUCCCCUAAAGCAUUAUGGCUGUGAUUAAGUACUUUUGUCCCAAAGUACCAUCAGCUAAUACCACUUUUAGCCCAGGACCCUCUUCUCCCCAGCUUUGAUACCUGAAGGAGCCACCUCUGAUUAUCAGUUGAUUCCCUGUUUUUUCACUGGGUAAUGGGAAGCAAGAAAAUCAACUUUUUCAUGGUUACAUUUUAAAAAAAUACCCUCUUUCCUAAGGGGAAGAGGUAUUUAUUUGAGUCCCAGGUGCCUGCUGAGAAAGCAUUUAUGUUUUCAAUGCUCCCUCCUUCAUGUUAAGUGAAGCCUCUAAAUGUCCAAGUUACUGCCUUGUAAACUCACAAAGGAAUUUUUAUAAAGGAAGAAGUAUUGUUUUUUGCUACUCAUUAAACAGAUUCAGGACAGUGUAUUUUGUAAAAGAAUGUAUAAUAUGGGCUAGCUACAAGUAAUUCAGUAAAGGAGUUUCCUGGUUUGUGAAUUUGAAAA
Vombatus ursinus (common wombat) is the source of this 2180-nucleotide messenger RNA. It is a transcript of the gene ISG20L2, whose product is annotated as interferon stimulated exonuclease gene 20 like 2. Gene Ontology annotation, biological process: intrinsic apoptotic signaling pathway in response to DNA damage by p53 class mediator. The transcript has 4 exons. Lineage: Eukaryota; Metazoa; Chordata; Mammalia; Diprotodontia; Vombatidae. Gene Ontology annotation, cellular component: nucleus. Bases 323 to 1309 code for a protein of 328 amino acids. The record is from RefSeq and is a predicted model, not a curated record. Gene Ontology annotation, molecular function: nucleic acid binding; 3'-5'-RNA exonuclease activity.